AUGUUGGGACUCGAGUCAGUCCUUACGGACCCAUGGUUUCCGGAGAAGGACCACCGGUCAGAAGGAUGGUUCCUCACCGGCAAUCUAUGGCCACUGGCGAGCCUAGUGGCGCUCUACGUGUACGGCGUCAAAGUAGUAGGCCCCCGCAUGAUGAAGCACAGGAAGCCCUUCGAGAUUCAGCGGAUGGUGCUAUUAUACAACCUCUUCAUGGUCUUGAACUGUGCCUUCUUCCUGGAAGAGUUCGUGCGACUGGCCUACGUUCAUAACGGCUACAACCUGCUGCUGCAGGAGGUGGACAAGUCGGAGACUCCCGCCACCAUGCGGCUAGUCUCUCUGUCCUGGUGGUACUACCUGUUCAGGAUCUUUGAGUUCACGGAGACUGUGUUCUUCGUGCUCAAAAAGAAGAACAACCAGGUGAGCGGGCUGCACGUGACCCACCACUGCAUCAUCGCCUGGAACAUGUGGAUCUGCGUGACGUACGGCGGCCAGGCGCAGACGCUCUUCGUGACGUGCAUGAACACCUUCGUGCACCUGCUCAUGUACUCGUAUUACUUCCUAUCGGCCCUGGGCCCCCGGGUGCAGCCGUUCCUCUGGUGGAAGCGCUACCUUACCCAAAUCCAGCUGGCCCAGUUCAUCGUGCUCAUGCUGCACAACAGCCUGCCGCUCUUCUUCGAGGGCCAAUUUGUGCGCGAGUUCUCGGUCAUCCUGGUGUUCGAGGGACUCGUCUUCUUCGUCUGGUUCAUGAUCUUCUACUUCGACACGUACCGCAAGAAGAAGAGCGUCAUGCUCUUCGAGUGCCACAAGUUGGACUGA
Messenger RNA from Ixodes scapularis (black-legged tick), 813 nucleotides. RefSeq names its product elongation of very long chain fatty acids protein 7. Gene Ontology annotation, molecular function: fatty acid elongase activity. Gene Ontology annotation, biological process: fatty acid elongation, polyunsaturated fatty acid; sphingolipid biosynthetic process; very long-chain fatty acid biosynthetic process. The record is from RefSeq and is a predicted model, not a curated record. The transcript has 2 exons. Gene Ontology annotation, cellular component: endoplasmic reticulum membrane. Bases 1 to 813 code for a protein of 270 amino acids. Lineage: Eukaryota; Metazoa; Arthropoda; Arachnida; Ixodida; Ixodidae.